Molecule: messenger RNA, 1476 nt
Organism: Puma concolor (puma)
Lineage: Eukaryota; Metazoa; Chordata; Mammalia; Carnivora; Felidae
Source: RefSeq, a predicted model, not a curated record
AUGACCAAAGACAAAGAAUCUAUCACCAGAAGCUUUUGCUUUGUGUACAUUUUGACCUUAAUAGUUGGAACCAUAAUCCAGUUCUCUGAUGAAAGUGAAUUUGCAGUAGACAUGUCGAAAAUGAAACUUACGCAUGUUCCAAAAGACCUGUCACCAAAAACCAAAGUCUUAGAUAUAUCUCAAAACUACAUAUCUAAGCUUCACAUCGCUGACAUUAGCUAUCUCUUAGGGCUGGAAGUUUUGAUACUUUCCUAUAAUAGACUCCAGUGCCUCGAUUUUAGCAUUUUCAAGUUCAACCAGGAUUUGGAAUAUUUGGAUUUAUCUCACAAUCAGUUGCAGAAGACCUCUUGCCACCUUAUCAGGAGUCUCAAGCAUUUAGACCUCUCAUUCAAUGACUUUGAUGUCCUGCCCAUCUGUAAGGAAUUUGGCAACUUGACGCAACUGAAUUUCUUAGGAUUAAGUGGUACAAGGUUACGACAAUUAGAUCUGCUACCAAUUGCUCAUUUGCAUCUAAGUCACAUCCUUCUGGAUUUAGAAGGUUAUUAUGCAAAAGAAAGUGAAACAGAAAGUCUUCAAAUUCUGAAUACAAAAACACUUCACCUUGUUUUUCACCCAAAUCAGUUAUUCUCUGUCCAAGUGAACAUAUCAGUUAACAGUUUAAGGUGCUUACAACUGACUAAUAUUAAAUUGAAUAACGACAACUGUCAAAUUCUAAUUAAAUUUUUAUCAGAACUCAUUAGAGGCCCAACUUUACUGAAUUUUACUCUCAAACAUGUGGAAACAACUUGGAAAUGCCUGGUUAGAGUUUUUCAAUUUCUUUGGCCCAAACCUGUAGAAUAUCUCAAUAUUUACAAUUUAAUAAUAGUUGAAAGCAUUGAUGAAGAAGAUUUUACUUAUUCUAAAACGGCACUGAAAGCAUUGAAAAUAGAGCAUGUUACAAACAGAGUUUUUAUUUAUUCACAGACGGUGUUAUAUACAUUUUUUUCUGAGAUGAACAUUAUGAUGUUAACUCUAUCAGAUACACCUUUUAUACACAUGCUUUGUCCUCAGACAUCAAGCACAUUUAAAUUGAUUUGUCUCCAUGAGAGAAACUUUGUUCCUGGCAAGAGCAUUGUGGAAAAUAUCAUCAACUGCAUUGAGAAAAGUUACAAGUCCAUUUUUGUUUUGUCUCCCAACUUUGUUCAGAGUGAAUGGUGUCAUUAUGAACUCUACUUUGCUCAUCACAAUCUCUUUCAUGAAGGAUCUAAUAAUUUAAUCCUGAUCUUGCUGGAACCCAUUCCACAGAACUGCAUUCCCAGCAAGUAUCACAAGCUGAAGGCUCUCAUGACACAGCGGACUUACUUGGAAUGGCCCAAGGAGAAGAGCAAACACGGACUUUUUUGGGCUAAUAUUAGAGCUGCUUUUAACAUGAAGUUGACAUUAAUUGCUGAAAACAAUAAUGCAGAAACUUAUAAAAAAUCAGGAAAUUCAGUUUAA